Molecule: messenger RNA, 2061 nt
Organism: Chenopodium quinoa (quinoa)
Lineage: Eukaryota; Viridiplantae; Streptophyta; Magnoliopsida; Caryophyllales; Amaranthaceae
Product: small RNA degrading nuclease 5-like
Exons: 14
Coding region: 47-1879 (610 amino acids)
Cellular component (GO): nucleus
Molecular function (GO): exonuclease activity; nucleic acid binding
Source: RefSeq, a predicted model, not a curated record
ACAAGUAAAGGCCCAAACACUUAAAACAUUCAUAAAAAAGUGAGUUAUGUUUCCUCUUUCUACUCCUCUCUCUUCUUAUCCUCCGCCAUUCCCACUCUCUCUCUCCUUUCUUCUUCCUUCUUCUUCUCCAUCAUUCUCCCCUAAAUUAAUUUCCAGAAAUUUAAUCAUGAGUUCCGCUGAACCCACUAAAGAAACCCUAAUUUCUACUGACGAACAAUCCAAUGAAAUUUCUUCCAAAACUUAUUUCGACAUUUAUGGACCUCAGGCAAAAGCUGAGGUUGUGCUUAAUACACCGGAGGCUAAUUCUACUCUGAGUUUGGAAGAUGUUCAAGGGUUGGUAACAUGGGUGCUUGCUGAUGGUUAUAUGCCUCCUUGGGUUUUUAUCAAAAACAAGCCCCUCAUCCCGAAAGUCGCACUUCUAUAUGUUCCAGGUCUUGAUGCAGCAUUAUAUAUGUCACACACAAAAAAGUUCAGCAAUUUAAAAAAGUGUUGCGGGAAUCCAAAGGCUGUCCAGGCUUUAAGCUGUUUAUUAGAUGGUAUUCAGACAAUUGAUGCCCUUCUGACAUGCAAGUUCAAAAGGAAAAGAGAUGAACCUGAUUUAGCCCCCAAGAUACCUAACGAGUCUUCUGUGAAAGAAAUGAAUACCAUUCUAAAAAAAUUAUCCCCAACUGAGUUCAUGAAGAAUAUACCAUUCCCUCUGACAUAUUACACUCUCACUGCAAAACAGCUGGAGGAUAAUGGAUAUUGCCUCAAUCAACCUGGUUUCUGUUCUACCCUCCCUGCACCUCCUGGGCCUUCUCCUUGUGAAAUGUUGGCUCUUGAUUGCGAGAUGUGUAUCACAUGCAAUGGAUUCGAGCUGACGCGGGUGACCCUCGUAGAUGUUGAAGGUCAGGUUAUGUUGGACAAGCUGGUGAAGCCAUCGAAUCCAAUUACUGAUUACAACACAAGAUAUAGUGGAAUCACGCCAGAAAUGUUGUCUGAUGUAUCUACUAGUCUUCAAGACAUUCAGGAAGAAUUUUUGAAGCUUGUUUAUAAAGAGACGAUCUUGAUUGGGCACUCAUUGGAGAAUGACUUGUUGGCAUUAAAAGUGUCACAUGAUUUAGUUAUUGAUACUGCAAUAUUAUACAAGCAUCCUCGUGGGGGCUCAUAUAAAACAGCUCUUCGGGUGCUUGCCAGAAGAUUUCUUUCUAAACAGAUACAAGAUUCAGAAUGUGGCCAUGACAGCAUUGAGGAUGCAAGGACAGCUAUGGAACUGGCUUUGCUAAAGAUUAAAAAUGGGCCUGAUUUUGGCUCACCUCGACAAUUUUUGCGAAAGAAGCUUCUCAAUGUGUUAAGUGAGUCUGGCAAAACAUCAUCUUUCAUUGAUGAUAUUUCGAUUGUGAAGCGUUAUUCUUCUGGGACAUGCCAUGCAUUUCCUGUCUCAUCUGAUGAUGAUGCACUAUCUAGAGCUUCAAAAGAGGUAAAAAAUAACAAGGUGCACUUUGUGUGGACUCAGUUCUCGGAAAUAAAUUCCUAUCUUAAAAAACAAGCUGACGACGACGAAAAAUUUAAUGCACGGCUUGCAGAGUUGAUGGCAUUUCUCACUUGUCAAAAUAAGUCUUCUGCAAGGAAGGGAAUAAAGUGUAGUUUACCUUCAACAUUCAAAGAGAUCCUAACCCGUACAGAUUCCAGAAUUUACAAGCUCUAUUCUAAUCUACCUGUGAAUAGUAUGUUUAUUGUAUUUACCGGUCAGGGAGACACUGCAAUAAUCCACAGAUUGCGAAAGAUGUUGACAGAAGAAUCCAAAACCGAAGUAUGCCGUGAAAAACUCAUUAAGGUCUUGGAAGAACUCCAGGCCCAGGCUGAAGUAGGUCUGUGUUUUGUGGGAAUAAAACAUUGAUUUCUAAUUGUUAAACAGGAUGUUCAACAUCAUGUAUACCAUUUGUAGAUGUAAAACCCAGAAUGAAGAGCACUAUCCAGAAUUUUAUAAUAUACUAGUUUUGUGCCCCGGCGAUACCCGGGUAGUUUAUGGACUUUUAAGAUAAAAUUAACUUUUAAAUUGAAAAUAGAAUUCUAAAUUAA